GUCGCGGCGGCGGCGGCGGCGGCGGCGCGCGCAGGGCCUGACGGGAGCCACGUCUGUCCCGGUCGGGGACUGAGCCGCUAUUGGCGUCCGGGCCGCGAUCCGGGGGCUGCUGGGAAGAUGGCGGACUCGGUGGCCCGCCGAUGAGGAAGCCGCGGAGGGAGCCCGGCUCCCGGGCCCCGAGACCGACUGAGGGAGCGACCUGCGCGGGGCCUGGGGAGUCAUGGUCUCCAACACCAAACUCCAUGCUUCGAGUGCUGCUCUCUGCCCAGGCCUCUGCUGCUCGGCUCUCUGGCCUGCUGCUGCUCCCGCCAGUACAGCCCUGUUGUCUGGGGCCCGGCAAGUGGGGGGACUGGCCUCCUGGAGGAGGCCUCCAUGCAGGCCCCGUGCAGGGGCUACAGCGGCUUCUGGAACAGGCGAGGAGCCCGGGGGAGCUGCUGCGCUGGCUGGGCCAGAACCCCACCAAGGUGCGCGCCCAUCACUACCCCGUGGCGCUUCGUCGUCUGGGCCAGCUCUUGGGGUCUCAGCCACGGCCCCCUCCUGUGGAGCAGGCCACACUACAGGACUUGAGUCAGCUCAUCAUCCGAAACUGCCCCUCCUUUGAUAUUCACACCAUCCACGUGUGUCUGCACCUUGCAGUCUUACUUGGCUUCCCAUCAGAUGGGCCCUUGAUGUGUGCCCUGGAGCAGGAGAGAAGGUUCCGCCUCCCUCCGAAGCCACCUCCCUCUCUGCAACCUGUCCUUCGCGGUGGGCAAAGAUUGGAAGCUGCUCUGAGCUGCCCUCGUUUCCUGAGGCAUCCACGGCAGCAUCUCAUCCGCAGCCUGGCAGAGGCCAGGCCAGAGGAACUGACACCCCACGUGAUGGUGCUCCUGGCCCAGCACCUGGCCCGGCACCGGUUGCGGGAGCCCCAGCUUCUGGAAGCCAUUGCCCAUUUCCUGGUGGUCCAGGAAAUGCAGCUCAGCAGCAAGGUGGUACAGAAGUUGGUCCUGCCCUUUGGGCGGCUGAACUACUUGCCCCUGGAACAGCAGUUUAUGCCCUGCCUUGAGAGGAUCCUGGCUCGGGAAGCAGGGGUGGCUCCCCUGGCUACUGUCAACAUCUUGAUGUCACUGUGCCAGCUGCGGUGCCUGCCCUUCAGGGCCCUGCACUUUGUCUUUUCCCCAGGAUUCAUCAACCACAUCAGUGGCACCCCUCACGCCCUGAUUGUGCGGCGCUACCUCUCCCUGCUGGACGCAGCCGUGGAGCUGGAACUUCCAGGAUACCGGGGUCCCCGCCUUCCCCGAAGGCAGCAAGUGCCCAUCUUCCCCCAGCCACUCAUCACUGACCGUGCCCGCUGCAAGUACAGUCACAAGGAUAUAGUGGCGGAGGGGCUGCGCCAGCUGCUGGGGGAAGAGAAGUACCGGCAGGACCUGACCGUGCCUCCAGGCUACUGCACAGACUUCCUGUUGUGUGUCAGCAGCUCUGGUGCCGUGCUGCCCGUGAGGACCCAGGACCCCUUCCUACCAUACCCUCCCAGGUCCUGUCCCCAGGGCCAGGCUGCCUCUCAGCCCACGACCCACGACCCGGCCCAAAGGGUGGUGCUGAUGCUGCGGGAGCGCUGGCAUUUCUGCCGCGACGGCCGAGUGCUGUUGGGCUCGCGGGCCCUACGGGAGCGGCACCUGGGCCUGAUGGGCUACCAGCUCCUGCCGCUGCCCUUCGAGGAACUGGAGUCACAGAGAGGCCUGCCCCAGCUCAAGAGCUACCUGAGGCAGAAGCUCCAGGCCUUGGGCCUCCGCUGGGGGCCUGAAGGGGGAUUCGGGUGAGCACCACCAUGCGGAGCGGCACCGUGAGGAUGAGGAUGAAGGGGAAGGCCAGGGAGGCGGCUGUGGACAUGACCGCCCAGAGCAAGGCCAAGCAGAGCAGCUGC
This is a messenger RNA of Neofelis nebulosa (Clouded leopard), 1900 nucleotides long. RefSeq names its product Fas activated serine/threonine kinase (gene FASTK). The record is from RefSeq and is a predicted model, not a curated record. The transcript is spliced from 11 exons. Gene Ontology annotation, biological process: regulation of mitochondrial mRNA stability; mitochondrial RNA processing. Gene Ontology annotation, cellular component: mitochondrial matrix; ribonucleoprotein granule. Lineage: Eukaryota; Metazoa; Chordata; Mammalia; Carnivora; Felidae. Gene Ontology annotation, molecular function: RNA binding. The coding region runs from base 141 to 1796 and encodes 551 amino acids.